AUGAAAAUAAUUUUAUUUACUGUUUUAUUUCAUGUAUUUGCUUUUUUUUCAAAUGGUGAGAACAUACUAAAUUUUCAGAAAAUAAUCAAAUUUCUUAAAGAAAGUAAUGUCAUACCUGAUUUCGUUCCUAACAUUUUAGAAGAAGCAAUUGUAGUAAUCCCUCCAUAUUUGAUAUAUAAGUAUAAAGAUAAAGUGUACCACUUACACAAUGAUGUUGAUAUUUCAUUAGAUGAACAACCUGAACUUUUUGAGACAGAUGGUGUUAUGCCAGAACCCUUAGUAGCGGAUGGAUCAGCAAGCAAGAUAAUAGAAGGACCAACAAUAAAACCAGCAUUGGAACCAGCAGGUGACAUAGAAGUACCACAAGAAAAACCAGUAGCACAUCCGAUUGUUCCAGAAGUAGAAACAGUAGAUGGAAAAACAUUACCCAUUGGUGGUGAAGAAGGAAAACUCACACCAAAAGAAGAAGAACUAGUAGACAUAAAUGAAGAAACAGGAAUUGGGGUGCCCAAAGAAAUAGCUGAAAAAGAAGCAAAAGAAAAAGUAAAAAAAAAGAAAAAAAAAAAGGUUGAGUUUAAACUUCCAGAGUAUACAGAACCAACUACUUCUGAUAAAGAAAAAAAUACUGUUUUAUAUUUAUCUAAUAGAGGAACUAAAUUUACAUUAAAAGAAAUAAUUGAAUAUAAAGAAAAUGAGAAAGUAUUUAAGAAUUUAGAGAAAGGAUAUGCUAUUUUUUAUAAAAAUUCCACAAAGGCUGAGCUAAGAGAUAAUAUUUAUAAUGUAGAUACAUAUGAAUAUAAGGAUUUUAUAAAUGCUCUACAUAUUUUAUUUAAAGAAAGCAAUGAAAAAUAUUACACAAUAAAUAAUAUACCUAAGGAAGAUUUAAUAUUUUUUUUUAAACGUUUAUAUAUAAAUGUCUACUAUUCUUUAAAAAGGUACUUAUUUUUUAUAGGAUAUAAUUUUGAUGACUACGUUUAUUCUGUUGAUAAUUUUUCAUUAGAUAAAUUUUUAAAUGAUUAUUUUUUUCUAACUGAUAGCAAUUAUGGUGAUAAUGGAUCAUUCGAAAAUAUAAUAAAUAAAAUCAAGUAUUCAACUACUGCAAAGGACAAAUUAAGUUUAAAAAAAAUAGAAGAAUCGAUUAAAAACUUUCUGAGUAUGAAUAAUUUAAAAGUUUUAGAUUUAAGAUUAUUUCAUCAUUUGUUUUCAAGAAAUUAUAUUUUAAAUUAUAGUGAAAAUGAUUUAAUUAAAUUUACAACGGAUAUUGUAAACAUUACACAAAUAGGCAUAUCUCCACGAAUUAUUGCUGCAAUUUUAAAAUAUUUAUUAGAAAAAAUAAAUAUAACUCUAAUGCCUUUAUAUCCAACACACUCAAAGUAUGAUUAUAGGCUAUUAAUUGAAAACAACGAUUUAUUAAUAUAUACAGAAAUGAUAUAUAGAGAUUUUUUAAAAAACUUUCACACAUAUGAUUUAAUAAGAAAUGAAAUUUAUCCAAGAAGUUUUGAUGAAAUAUUUCAACAAAAUCCAUGGUUAUAUGAAAUACAUUCUGAUUUUGAUAGUACAUACGAUUUUUUAUCAAUAAAAUAUAGCCUAAUUUUAUCUGAUAAUAUAAUGUUGAUGCUAGGUAAUUAUUUCAAUGGUAAUGAAAAAAUUAGAGGAUUGAUAAAAAAACACAAAGAAUCAUCAAAAAUUGAUACAUUAGAUAAAUUUUUAAAUGAACUGAUAAAUUUAUUUGAAAAGGAAAAAACCUCCAUCCCUCCAAUAGCAGUAAUGGGACAUUCGGAAAGGCCUGUUGAAAGAAGAUUAAGCGAAUUACAAGCACAUGAAGAGGUAGAAGAAGAAGAAGAAAGAAGAGAAAAUUUAAUGGAAAAAAUAAAAAAAAAAGAGGAAUUAAGAAAAAAAAUAGAGUUAGAAUUGGAAGAAGAAAGAAAAAAAAAGUUACAAGAAAUAAUAGAAAAAAAGCAAAAAGCUGAACAAGAAGAAGAGGAAUUAAAUGAUAAAAAAGAAAAAGAAGAUGAAGCAGCAAUUAAAAAAUUAGAAGAAGAAGAAGAAGUAGCUGAAGUGUUACAAGAUGCAACUUUUGAUAGAGAAUAUGAAGAAGAUUAUAAAUCAGAAUUAGAAUUUGCAAAAACACGUAAGGGUGCUGGUAUAGAUGAUGAUGCACCUGAAUUUUUAAAAGAAGCUUUGGCUAAAAGAGAACCUGAUUCAUUUUAUUAUAAUCAUGCAAAAAGUUUCUUAAAAAAAAAAAUUGAGGAAGUUUAUAAUACCCAUGUAAAUUCUGGAUAUAAAUUUGUUACAGAUCUAGGUAGGAAAAUGGAAGAUAUAAUUUACGAAUUAGAGGUAACUGUUUAUCCUGAUUUUGACGAAGUUAAAGAGGAAGUAAUACAAAAUUGUAACGAAUCUUUUGAUAAAUUGAAAGGUAAAAUUAAGGAUAAAGAAAGUCAAAAAAAUAUAGAUACUUAUAAAGGAGAAAUUGAAUCAGAAUUUACUGAAAUUCAAAAAAAAACAGAUGAAAAAUAUGUAAUAAUGGAAAAUUUAUUCAUAGAAAAGCUAAACAAGUAUAAAGCUGAUACUGUAAGUUUAUGUAACAAAAAGUUUUAUAGUAAUUUCAGGAAAAAUUUAGGAAAAAAAAAAAUGAAAAUGUUAGAAGAAUUCAGAUAUUUUUACAAAUAUUCACUUAGAUUUGUAAAAGAUUUAACUAAAAUUGAAGAGACAGAAUAUUCAAAAGUGCUUACAGAUAUAUAUUCAGAAAACAAAACUAAAUAUAAAGAGGAGUAUUCAAAAAGCAGAAGAUUAAUAGAAAAGAGUUUAGAUGCCGCAUAUAAAUAUGAACUAAAUGAACACUUCAAAAAUGUAGAAGCUAUUGUUGAGAAGAAUAUUCAAGAAGUUAGAAAACAUGUCGUAAGUAAAGUAGAUCAUAUAAUUAAAGAACUACAUAAUGAAAUGCAUGUUGAAUUACGAAUAGAAAGGAUAAGACUUAACAAUGAAAAAAAAAAGAUAAUUGAAAAGUUUAAUAAAUUAGUUCAGGAUGAUAAAAAAUUACCAGAAGAUUUAAAAGUAUUGGAAAGUAACUUAAGUGGAAUUUCUAGUGAUACUCCUGGUAAAGCAGAAAAAGAAAUGGCAUUAAAUAAAGAAAUAGGAGUUUUAAAAGAAACAAUGGAAACAAAUAAAAAGGAAUUAAUUAAAUGUCGAUCAGAUUUUAACACCAUUUCAGAAGAACUUGAUAAAAUAAACAAAAAAAUAGAUAUUAUAUAUGAACAAAAUAGAAAUUUUAUGUUAAUGAAAUAUGAUAUUAUUAAGGAGUAUAAAGUGAGUAAAGGAAAAACUGAAAUAUUUGUAGUAAAUUCAGACAAAGUGUCUGAUAUAUAUAGAUCUAUAGAAAACAUAGUUAAAGAUUCCAUUUUGACUUUAGAUGAAUUAAAAUUCGAAGAAAAUGAUUUGAAGAAAAAAAUAGAAAUACUUCAAGAAAAAAUAGAAGAUACUACUUUGGAUAUAGAAAUUAGAGAAAAAUUAUUUGAAAAUUUUUCUGAUGGAGAAAAUACUACAAAAUAUGAUUUGAAAAAAAAAGAAUUAGUAGCUUUAACUACUGAAAUAAAUCAAUUUAAAGAAAAAUUGGAGAUAUCAGAAGUAAAAAGAGAAAUCAUAUUGGAUGAAUUACAUUAUUUGACUCGUGAUAGUAUAUCUGAAAUACCUGACUCUUUGAAAAUACUGUUACCAAAAGAAUCAGAUAUAAUUGAAAACAAACCAUUUGAAGACUUCAUUGAAUCACUUAAUGCUGAAUUAGGGGCAGAAAAUAAUGCAUUUAGGAGAUUAGUUAUGACAUUUGAUGAAUAUGUACAUGAUUAUGAUGACGACCUAAUUUUUGUUUAUAAUUUCUUAAAAGUUUUAAAUGAUGAAAACAAUAUGAGAGAGAAAUUUGAUGCUGGUUUCCAUAAGAUUCUUAAUACACAUUUUGAAAAAGUGACGGGAUUUUACAAUGAUCUUAAAAAUUAUUUUGAAUUGAGAAAAAAAGCAGAACUGGAAGAAGAUGACAAAGAUACAUUAAAUUAUUUAGAAAGAAAUAUUAUUCAUUUAGAAGAUUUUUUAGAAAAAAUGAGAAAUGGUGUUCAUAUUCCUGAUUUAAGCUACAUUAUAACAAACAAUGAUAUUUUUACUAAACAAAUAAAAAAUGAAAAACCAGAAUUACUUGAAGCUUAUACACCAUUAUUAGCAAAAUAUAAGGAAUUAGAAAAAGAAGGAAUUGCAAUCAAUGAAAAUUAUGAUGAACUAAUUUUUUAUGAAAAUAAUUAUAAUCUUGAUUCAGAAAAAGUAGUUUGGUACAAAGGAAUUUUAAAAAAAUACUUACAAAGAUCUAAAAAUUUAUAUCAGAAGUCUUAUGAUCAUAACGAAAUAUCAAGAGUAGACAUAACAGGUAUAAUGGAUAAAAAAGUAGAAGCAUAUUUAGCAAAACCAAUAUUAUUGCAAUAUGGAGGUGAUAUAUGGGGAGAACCCUAUGAGAAAAGGCAUUUAAGAGUAAUUGUAGAUGAGAGAAAAUUUCCUUAUGUUUUGAAGGAAAUAAAAGAUGAUUACGUUUUAGAUAAAAUAAUUAAUACUAAUUUGAAAAAAAUAAAUAAAUUAAAAGAUUUAAAAGAUUAUAUGAACGUAAAAUUAUAUAAUAUCAUAGAAGAAAAAGAUAAAAAGUUAUAUUUAUUUGAAAAAUCUGAAAUUGAUGAGCUCAAAUUAAUAAAUCAUGAAGGAAAAUUAAUUGAAGGUAAUUUAAAAAAUUUGUUUUCUCAUAUAGAAUUUCCAAAUAUAAAUUUGAAAAUGUACAGAAUAAUAGAUUCAUUAUCAUCGUUUAUAAAAAAUACACAAUUUAGUUAUGAUUCCAUAAUAGAAAUUAUAAAAUAUUUAAAAUCAAAUAAAAAGGAAAUUCACAUUAGAGAUAUAAUAAGUCUUAGUGAAAUUAUAUUGGAAAAUUCAAAUAUUUUUUUCAUUCGAUCGGAUGUUUUAACCAUUUAUAUUUGUUCUAUUUUAGAAUUAUUGGGAAUUGAAGUCAAAACUAAAGAUAUCCAAGAUAAAGAUAUUAAAUCGAGAGUUUUAAUUUAUGUGAAUUUACUUAAAAGUUAUCAUUAUGAAAAAGUAAGAAUAAGAGAUGAAAUUAAAGAUUAUGUUAUUAAAUAUUUGAUCCCUAAAAAGGAAUUUGAAGUUUUAAAUUAUAGCCCACAAUUAUAUGAUUUUAUAUUAGCCAUAAAUGAAAGCUUAGAUGGUAAUCCAAAAAUUUAUGAAACGUUUAAGGAGAAAUCUCAUGAGUUUCAUUCAAAAAUAGUUUAUGCUAUCAAAAAAGGAAUUGAAGAUUUUAUGGUUCAUGUAAUUACAACAAUAAUAAACGAUAACCCAAAAUUGAAAGAAGAGGAAUAUUUUGAUGAUAAUUAUAAUAAUAUAGAAAGAGAUAGAUUUAAUUAUUCCAAUUAUGUUUGGAAGAGAGUAGAUUUAGAUGAAGUAUUAACUCUUUAUUUUUAUGUUAUAAAUCCAGGACUUAGAAUUCUUCUACAUAACUAUUUUAUAAAAGCUGACAUUGAGUGUUGGAGAGAAUAUGAAAAUUUUGAUUUUAAGGAGCUAUUAUUCUUUUUAAAUAGUGAAACAGUAAAGGAAGAUUUUAAAACUUAUAUGAAAUCACUCAAUUUUUUUGAAAUACCUCCGUUAGUUAUCCUUUUGAGAUUUUUUUUUGAUGUGAAAUUUAAACAUUUAUUUACAUUUGAUAAAAUAAAAGAAGUUAUUGAACCUUAUCUUUCUAGUCAAAUAUUUAAUGAAAACACUAAACUUAUGAUAGCUAAACUUAUAUAUUCCUUUUUCGUUAGAUUGAAUUAUCAUUCUGUAUCUUUCUUCGAUAGUGAUUUAAUUAAACUUAUAGAUAAAAGUGAUAUAAAAAUAUUAAAUCUAUUUCACAAUGUUUUAAAUAAAAUAAAUUAUAUUUUGUAUUGUAAAAAUGAAAAAUUAUAUUUAGAAAGAUAUGCACCAACCAAUGUAUUAUCUAAUAAAUCCUUUAAAUUAGAUGCAUUAAAAAUUUUCCAUGAAUUCUUAUCUACACUACCUGAAUAUAUAAAGCGUCCAUUAGUCAAUUUUUUUGAAACUGAUUUUAUAGAAACAUUAACUGAUCUAUUAUCUGAUUUUUUUAAGUAUGCAAAAACAUAUUUAGAUAUAGGUACAAACAUAGAUUCAUUUGAAUCAGAAGAUUCUAAUAAGAUUGAAACAUUUUUUAAAUUAAGUUAUGUUUUUAGCAAAAAUAAAAAUAUCAUUGAAGACACAUAUGAGAAACUAAUUGAAAAUAAGCCAUACUUCAAGGAUAUGCCUAUUUUAUAUUCUAGAAAAAUAAAGUAUGAUCAUUCUAAUGAAAAACUUAUAUAUGAAAAUGAAUUAAAGUUAGAAGAUAUAUUUGACGAAAAAUCACUCAAAUUAUUAUUGGAAAUGUUAUUCAAAGAACAUUUUACAUUUUCAGAUUUGAAUAAAAUGUUUGGUGAAUUUAUGAAAAAAAAUAGUUUUGUAUUCCCUAAAUUUGAAAAAUUAAAACAAAAAAUAAUUCUAGAUGGAAAUGAGAAAUUUUAUUUGAAUAUUUAUAAAUAUCUUUAUGAUAAAUUUCAACUUUUAAAUAUUCCACAGCCAAUACAUGAAUUAUUUUAUCUGUUUAUAAAAAAACUAUUAGAUUACUCUCUCACUCCUAUAAAAUUAAUAGAUGAUGAAUUGCAGGAAUCUUUUAACACUGAAAUACAAAAUAAAUAUCUUAGAUAUUGUAACUUCUUGGAUAAUUUGUUUAAAUGCUUAUUUAAUUUUUAUUAUUAUGAUGAAUCAUAUCAUUGUGAAUCAUUUGGAUUUUUUACUAAUGAAGAGGUGCCACUUGAACAAAAACUUUUAAAACUUAUGCAAACACCAUUUAUAGAUAUACCUGAACCUACAAAACAUAAUCCUUUACAAGAAGAAUAUAAGAUUGAUAAUGAUCAAAUAAAUUUAGAUUUCUUAAAACAGUUUAUUCCAUCCAGUGAAUCUAUGGAAAAAGAAGAAAUUGAUGCAGAAAUUUUCAAAUUAAGAUAUUUUGUUAUAGAAAUUACGAAAUUCAUAUUACGCACUGUAUUAUCAAAAAUGCCUCCUGAUUAUUUAAUAGACAUGGAAUAUGAUACUUUGAAUAUGGAUAUAGAUGAUAUAAUUUCAAAUAUGCAUUCAUUUUUUAAAGAAGUUCGCAAAAUUAAAGAACCUGAUGAACCAGAAGUACCUUUAGUACCUGACUCAAAAGGAUCUGUAAGCAACUUUAACAAUAAUAGUGAUGGAAACGUUAAAUUUGAAAAUCUAAAAUAUUAUUUUAAUAAUUAUUUAAUAGAAUAUUUUUUAAAAAACAAUAUGAUAUUUAAACAUUUUAGUGAUUUUAUCAAAAAUAUUGACAAAUUUAAACAAUAUUUUCCCACUUUAUCUGAAUUAUAUUUAUUUGUUGAUAAGCGCGUUAAUAUUAUCAAUUCCCUUCAUAAUCCAUACUAUACAAAAAUGGCAAAAACACAAACUAUUAUUCAAAUUUUUGUAGAUACUUUUAAAAGUUUUGGAAUAGAACUUUAUGAAUUAUAA
Messenger RNA from Plasmodium gallinaceum, 7584 nucleotides. RefSeq names its product osmiophilic body protein, putative (gene G377). The record is from RefSeq and is a predicted model, not a curated record. The transcript has a single exon. Bases 1 to 7584 code for a protein of 2527 amino acids. NCBI's taxonomy places the organism in Eukaryota, Apicomplexa, Aconoidasida, Haemosporida, Plasmodiidae.